CCCUGCAUGUGUACCUGUUCUCCUUUUUGGGAUGUUACAUCGCCCGAGAUAGUUUCGUUCGUCAGACCUUCUACGUGUUCCAGCUGCUCCGUCUUUUCCUGGUCAUGGCCGGAGUCCUGCCCUGUGUGUUACACUGUCAGCUGUCCCAACUGCUGCCCAACACAACGGAGGAGGAGUUCCCUCUCAUGGUCGCGGCUCUCCUCCUGGCGAAUGUGCUCCUAGCCCUGGCCGCGAAAGCGUUAAUUGCCUUCCUCCUGCUCAACUACAAGAAAAACACCCGGGUCAAAAUGGAGCAGCGCUGGCCCCGAAAUAGGGAGAAUGUCUCUCGUUAACAAGGACCAGUCAGUAGUUAUCUUUUUUCAUCUUUCUA
Aplysia californica (California sea hare) is the source of this 370-nucleotide messenger RNA. RefSeq lists its product as uncharacterized. NCBI's taxonomy places the organism in Eukaryota, Metazoa, Mollusca, Gastropoda, Aplysiida, Aplysiidae. The record is from RefSeq and is a predicted model, not a curated record.